CGACAGCACAUUUAGUCUUCUGGAAUCGAUCGUCGAGUUACAAAGCUGAGGUGGGAAUUCGCCGUAUACCUGCCAUCAGUUUCGGAACCAGUUUCCAUCCAACAGUUCAGUUUGUGAUGUGUUGAAAGACAGUUAAAAGUGGGACUUUCAGAACACUGCAAGUGACAGUGAAAAUAAUCGCCUAGAACAGAAACAAUGCCUUCCGCGAACAAGGACAAACUGUUCGGCCCGUGGAGCCGAAGUGACAGCAGUGGAAGCAUGUAUCUAUCGAACAACAAUAACGCGGAUAAUCUGGUGAAAGUGUUUGCCCGUACUGCACCGACCAGUCCCCGUUGGACACCGGUCGGUUCCCGGCACAACUCGCCGCCAAUGCCCAGUUCGCCGUUAUCGUCUUCGCCGCCGUCUACGCUCCGUCGGAACUACUCCAGCACGUUCAUGUUGAUUCCCGAAGAUCGGGCCGUGGAUCCGGUUUCCAUAGAACCAACUCCACUGAUUAGCAGCAGUAGCAGCAGCAGCAGUAGUAGCAACAAUCGAGAUCGUCGGGAAGGUCGUUAUCGGGUUUCCAAUCUGCGUAUUGUCAUGCGUUUGAUCCUCUGGUGGCCGUUGUUACUGAUCGCCAUCGCCCAACGAGUUCUUGCCUUUCUGAUGCAGCUCUCCUGGCGUCCGUUUUUGAUCGCAGCUCCAGCCUUCUGGCUAUCCGCCUGUUUAUGGAUGUUCUGGAAGAUAAUUGCUCUUCCGUUGGCUUGCUUGAAGUGGGCUUUGGUUGCCUUGCACACACCGGCCCACGAGCGAAAUCGUAAGAAACGCACUAUUCUGAUUGGUUGCGGCAGUACGAUCCAGACGCUGCAUCUAGCUAGGAACUUUUACAAAUCGGGUGCCAGAAUCGUCGUCUUCGAGUUUGAGGGACUGUUCGGAUUGGCAAGAUUUUCUACGGCCGUAAGUAAGUUCUACACCAUCCAGAAACCUACGCCGGAUACGGCUAACGAAUACAUUGCCGCCUUAUGCGAAAUUGUCGAAAAGGAGCAACCCACGCACUACAUUCCGGUGUGUGCAACAAGUGCCGCUCACUACGAUGCCCUGGCAAAACCUCAUCUGGAACUGCGGGGAUGUUCAAGUUUCAUCCCGGGAGCACAAGAAACCUCGGUCCUGGACGAUAUACUGCAGGUGAUGAAAAAGUGUGAGCUGAACCAGAUUGCCAUGCCACCGCAUCAGGUAGUCGCUUCCAAGGAAGAUUUGCAUCGUUUGUAUGACAACGGAUGGUUGUCCGGUUAUCGGAAUGUUAUGAUCGCCUCCGGUUACCUGGGAGUUCUGGAACGCGCCAAAUACGUUCUUCCGAUGAACAGAAGGGACUUAAAGUUGAAUUACGAAAUUAGCGAGCUGCAAAAAUGGGUAGUCAUACGGGAUGUGAUCGGAGCUCAUUUCGUAACAUGUACGACGGUGAAGGACUCUCAGGUGGUAGCGAACGUAACCUGUGCCAUCCAGAAUGAUACCCGCAGUUUGCUGCCGGAACACAACGAGGAAGUUGAGAACUGGCUUAAGGAAUUCUUUCGAAAGAUUCGUCUCCAGCGUCCACUGAAUGGUCACAUCAGUUUUCGACUGGCGAAAUGUAAAUCGAGCAAGGAGAUACUGCCGCUUGGCAUCCGGGUCGGUGUAUCGUUGCCAUACAUCUGCUACACCGGUGUCCAUUCGCGCGUGAUCUGCAAACCAUGUCCGCACUUCAACCGACAAAACUCCGGCCCACUGGUGCAGGAUCGGGGCCGCUACUGGAUCCACGAAACGGUGAUGAACGCACUGCGUCGGCCCAGUGUCGACGCCGUGCAGCAGUUGAUCGGUACGGUGAUCGACAAACGGGAGGCCCUGUUCGUGUACUGGGAUCCGCUGCCCUACUGUGCCUACUACCACUUCCAACUACCGUUCAACUCGGUAAAAAAUUUCCUACACAAACGACAACGGGCACGAACGAUGCCACGUGCCGCGGCGCCGGUACAAUGAUCACGGCAUCGUUCGGUGAUCUGCCACCGGCCAAGGUGCAACUGAUAAGAGCCGUAAUCGAGAAGACGAUUUUGUUGAGUUGUUCUAAAGGUAUUCUUAUAGUCUCCGUUGAGCGAUCUUGUGGAAUUGGCCAUCUUUGAAAAACAGCCUAAAACAGGUUUUCUUGUAUCAGUAACUAGUUUUUUUUGUGAACGAUCACUUUUCAAAGAUGGCCGCCUUCGCCGAUUUCUGAAUUGAGUCAAGAGUUUACUCUUUCAACCUGGAGAGAGAAGUAUCAGACUCGCGAAAACUGAGCAUCCGUAGAAUUUAGGAGAGCUGUUGAUGAGCCGGAGAGUGUUUUAUAUACGUAGUAGGAUUGUAGUAUCCAUCCUAAGCUAAUAACGCUAUUGACCGCAAGUAAAGAUGACUAUGUUGUGCACUACUUAGACUAGGGGAGCUCCAAUUUUGUUUUGUGUAAGUUUGUUGCUGGGCAACAGAAAAGCAGUGUAAAUAUUUGAAUUGUAUAGAUAUCUAGUUUUAGUCAGUUUUUCUAUGUGUGGAUUUGCGCAAGGAAAUAAGUACAAAUUAAAUGACAGUUUAAUAUAUAACCACUAGAUAUAGGAGACAUAUUAUGUAAGCAAUGAAAAAAAUAAUAAUGAAAAUAUACAUCUUUACUUGAAAA
Malaya genurostris is the source of this 2653-nucleotide messenger RNA. RefSeq lists its product as uncharacterized. The transcript has a single exon. NCBI's taxonomy places the organism in Eukaryota, Metazoa, Arthropoda, Insecta, Diptera, Culicidae. The coding region runs from base 196 to 1992 and encodes 598 amino acids. The record is from RefSeq and is a predicted model, not a curated record.